AUGUUCCCACCCUCCAGGUACUCAAGCGAUAUCUAUGAUCGCAUAUGGAGAUCGUACUUUCUGAUGGAAAAUUGGACCCAGAUUUCCACUGCUCUCGAUGUGGUCAAUUCCAACAAAUAUGCUAUACCGAAAGAUGUACUAAAAAAUGCUGCCACGCCUACAAAUGCCAGUGCACCAUUGACGAUGGAAUGGAUUUCCAAAAAUCCUGAGGCUCAAUACUAUUAUUACGCACACUUUGCUGAGAUCCAAGACUUGCAGUCCAAUGAAACCAGGGAAUUCAACGUGCUAUGGAAUGGAGUACAUCAGUCUGGCCCAUUUAGUCCAAGAAUGCGAAUGAUAGAUACUAUCUCUAGCAACUCACCGCAAAUUUGCACUGGAGGGAAAUGCAUUUUCCAGUUGAUAAGAACCAAUAGAUCAACUCUUCCACCUCUACUUAAUGCUCUUGAAGUCUACAAAGUUGUUCAGUUUACACAGUCUGAAACUGAUGAAAGCGAUGUGGGUGCUAUAAAAAACAUAGCAACCACCUAUGCAUUGAAUCGAAUCAGCUGGCAAGGUGAUCCAUGCGUCCCUCGACAGUUUAGGUGGGACGGUUUAAACUGCACCAACGCGGAUAUGUCCAUGCCCCCAAGAAUCACUACUUUAAACUUAUCUUCAAGUGGUUUAACUGGAACCAUAGCUGAUGCCAUUCAAAGUCUUACGCAACUAGAAACAAUGGACUUGUCCAAAAAUAAUUUGACUGGAGAGCUGCCGGACUUUCUAGGCAACAUGAAAUCGUUGUCAGUCAUAAACUUAAGCGGGAACAAUCUCAGUGGUCCAAUUCCGCAAGCUCUUCAAAGGGAAGGACUAAAGCUAUUAAGAUUCACAUAUUCAGAGGUUAUACAAAUGACAAAUAACUUCCAAAGAGUUUUAGGCAAAGGAGGAUUUGGCAUGGUGUAUCAUGGUACUGUAAACGGUUCUGAUCAGGUGGCUGUUAAAGUAUUCUCUCAAUCUUCAGCUCAAGGUUAUAAAGAAUUCAAAGCAGAGGUUGAUGUUCUUGUGAGAGUUCACCAUACAAAUUUGGUGAUCCUCGUUGGGUAUUGCUAUGAAGGCGAUCACUUGGCCCUCGUUUAUGAGUUUCUUCCCAAUGGAGACUUGAAACAACAUUUGUCAGGAAAAAGAGGUAGACCCAUCAUCAACUGGAGUGUCAGACUACAAAUAGCUUUGGAUACAGCACUAGGUUCAUCUUACCAAAGUAGAGGUAAAACUCAAGAGUCAACGGUGAUUGCUGGUACUAUUGGAUACCUUGAUCCCGAGUAUUACCGUACAGGUCGGUUAGCUGAGAAGAGUGAUGUCUAUAGUUACGGGGUCGUUUUAUUGGAGAUGAUCACAAACCAACCUGUUAUCUCUAAAGAGUAUCACAUAGUAGAAUGGGUUAGCGCUACGCUUAACCAAGGUGAUAUAAACGAGAUCAUGGAUCCAAACCUCGGUGGGUUUUAUGAAUCUAAUUCUGCGUGGAGAGCUCUUGAGUUGGCAAUGUCAUGCGCUGAUCCUAUUUCCUCAAAACGACCAACCAUGUCUCAGGUUAUUAUCGAGCUAAAAGAGUGUAUUGCUUGUGAGAACUUAAGGAUGAGUACCAGUCCAGGCUCAGAUUCCCCACUGAUAAUCAACUGGACUUCGAGUAAUGUUGAUAACCAAUAUUACAUGUAUGCACACUUCGCUGAGAUCCAGGAGUUACGGACCAACGAUACCAGGGAAUUCAACAUGACUUGGAAUGGAGAACACUAUUUUGGUCCAUUUACUCCGCCAAAAUUUAAAUUAUUUACUGCUUAUAGCCCGUCAGGGAUAGGCUGCAAAGGAGGGCAAUGCAGUAUUCAGCUGACGAGAACCAAAAGAUCAACUCUUCCACCUCUGCUUAAUGCUCUUGAGAUCUACACAGUUAUCCAUUUUCCGCAGUCUGAAACAAAUGAAAGGUUCAUAAGUUUGGAUUGUGGGCUACCUGCGAAUGAACUGUCUCCUUAUAAGGAGGCUAGUACUGGACUGUGGUUCUCGUCCGACGAAAAUUUUAUACAGAGCGGAAAAAAUGGUCGAGUGCAAGCAAACCGAGAGAGCAAAUUGAAGAAGCUAUACAGAACGUUGAGAUAUUUCCCAAAUGGAACACGAAACUGUUACAACUUACGUGUGGAGAAGGGCAGAAAUCAUUUGAUCAGGGCUUUCUUUAUAUAUGCAAAUUAUGAUGGUUUUGAUAUUAACCCCAAUUUUGAUCUGUAUCUUGGACCUAAUUUGUGGGGCACGAUAGAUUUGGAAGAACAAGUGAAUGGUAGUCUGGCCGAGAUUUUGCACAUUCCAAUAUCAAACUCGUUGCAGAUUUGUCUGGUUAAGACAGGGAGGACUACUCCGUUCAUAUCCACCUUGGAGAUACGGCCAAUGGGAGAUGAUAGUUAUAUCACUGAUUCUGGUUCCCUCAAACUUUUCUUUCGGAGAUAUCUUAGUGAGUCAGACACUUAUAUAAGAUACCCGAGGGAUAUCUACGAUCGUAUAUGGGUUUCGGACUUCAGAAACGAAUGGACCCAGAUUUCCACCACUCUCCAAGUGAACAAUUCAAACAGUGGUUAUGCUCCACCAAAAGCCGCACUCACAACUGCAGCAACACCUACUAAUUCCAGUGCGCCACUGACCAUCCAAUGGAACUCGAGUAACGUUAAUAACCAAUAUUACUUCUACAGACACUUCGCUGAGAUCCAAGAGUUGCAGAAAAAAGAUAUCAGGGAGUUCAACAUAGCUUGGAAUGGAGAAGUCAUAUUACCCCAAUUCGUUCCUCCAAAAUUUAGGGCAGAUACUGUCUUUGAACGGACACCAAGAACUUGCGCAGGAGGGCAAUGCAGUCUCCAACUGAUUAAAACUAACAGAUCAACUCUUCCACCUCUGCUUAACGCUCUUGAGGUCUACACAGUUAUCCAAUUUAUGCAGUCUGAAACAAAGGAAACCGACGUGAUUGCUGUUCAAAACAUCAAAACCACCUAUGGAAUAAGUAGAAGCAGCUGGCAAGGAGAUCCAUGCGUCCCUCAACAAUUUACAUGGAACGGCUUAAACUGCAGCAACACUGAUAUCUCUACACCACCAAGAAUCACUCAUAUAAACUUAUCUUCAAGUGGUCUUAUUGGAACCAUAACUGAUGGCAUUCAGAAUCUCACAUUACUAGAAUCUCUGUAA
Messenger RNA from Eruca vesicaria subsp. sativa (arugula), 3189 nucleotides. The record is from the annotation of a GenBank genome assembly. Lineage: Eukaryota; Viridiplantae; Streptophyta; Magnoliopsida; Brassicales; Brassicaceae.